Messenger RNA from Molossus molossus (Pallas's mastiff bat), 3623 nucleotides. It is a transcript of the gene SMPD4, whose product is annotated as sphingomyelin phosphodiesterase 4. The record is from RefSeq and is a predicted model, not a curated record. Lineage: Eukaryota; Metazoa; Chordata; Mammalia; Chiroptera; Molossidae. Gene Ontology annotation, molecular function: sphingomyelin phosphodiesterase D activity. Gene Ontology annotation, biological process: glycerophospholipid catabolic process; sphingomyelin catabolic process; ceramide biosynthetic process. The coding region runs from base 306 to 2789 and encodes 827 amino acids. The transcript is spliced from 20 exons.
UAGCCGAAUGGUAGCCACAGUCCCUGAGGUGAGGGAUGCUAUUGAGUCUACAGGUGAGUGGCGGGACCCGCGCGCAAGACGGUCCCGGCAGCCUCUCUGAACUUCCACCGAAGCUGUCUCCGUUCCUCCACGAGCCCAGUUCCUCCGCGAGACCCGGGCCGGGCCUCGGCGUCUCUGCCCCGGCAGGGCCGGCGGAGUAGCCAGAGGCCUGGGCUGCGCCUUCAUGCCACCUUCCCACGCGGCUUACACAUCCCGUCCCGUGGUUUCCUAAGACAGCCAUUUUCAACUCUCCACAAGAGGCUACUAUGGCAUUUCCUCACCUGCAACAGCCCAGCUUCUUACUGGCUAGCCUGAAAGCUGACUCUAUAAAUAAGCCCUUUGCACAACGAUGCCAAGACUUGGUUAAAGUCAUUGAGGAUUUUCCAGCAAAGGAGCUGCAUGCCAUCUUCCCGUGGCUGGUAGAGAGCAUUUUCGGCAGCUUGGAUGGUGUUCUCAUCGGCUGGAACCUCCGCUGUUUACAGGGACGUGUGAGCCCUGUAGAGUACAGCAUUGCAAUGGAAUUUCUAGACCCUGGUGGCCCAAUGAUGAAGUUGGUUUAUAAACUUCAAGCUGAAGACUAUAAGUUUGACUUUCCUGUCUCCUACCUGCCUGGCCCUGUGAAGGCAUCCAUCCAAGAGCACGUGCUCCCUGAUAGCCCUCUGUACCACAAUAAAGUCCAGUUUCCGCCCACCGGGGGCCUUGGCCUGAACCUGGCCCUUAAUCCGUUCGAGUAUUACAUGUUCUUUUUUGCUUUGAGCCUCAUCACUCAAAAGCCACUCCCCGGGGCCCUCCAUGUCCGUACUUCAGACUGUGCCUAUUUCAUCCUGGUGGACAGGUACCUGUCAUGGUUCCUGCCCACAGAAGGCAGUGUGCUCCCCCCACUCUCUUCCAGUCCUGGAGGACCCAGCCCUUCACCAGCUCCCAGGACGCCAGCCAUGCCUUUUGCUUCCUAUGGCCUCCACCACAUCAGUCUCCUGAAGCGACACAUCUCUCAUCAGACAUCUGUGAAUGCAGACCCUGCCUCCCAUGAGAUCUGGAGGUCAGAAACUUUACUCCAGGUUUUCGUUGAAAUGUGGCUUCAUCAUUAUUCCUUGGAGAUGUAUCAAAAAAUGCAGUCCCCUCAUGCCAAGCUGGAGGUUCUGCACUACCGACUCAGUGUCUCCAGCGCCCUUCACAGCCCUGCCCAACCCAGCCUCCAGGCCCUCCACGCCUACCAAGAGUCAUUCACGCCCACCGAGGAGCACGUGCUGGUGGUGCGCCUGCUGAUCAAGCAUCUUCACGCCUUUUCCAAUAGCCUGAAGCCCGAGCAGGUGUCUCCCUCCACCCACUCUCAUGCCACCAGCCCCCUGGAGGAAUUCAAACGAGCCGCCAUCCCGAGGUUUGUCCAGCAGAAGCUCUACCUCUUCCUGCAGCACUGCUUUGGCCACUGGCCUCUGGACGCAUCCUUCAGAGCUGUCCUGGAGAUGUGGUUAAGCUACCUGCAGCCCUGGAGAUAUGCGCCUGAGAAGCAGGCUCAGAGCAGUGAUGGCCAGGCCCGCUGUGUGUCAGAGAGAUGGGCGCCCUUUGUACAGGAGAACUUGCUGAUGUAUACCAAGCUCUUCGUGGGCUUCCUGAGCCGUGCACUGCGCACUGACCUGGUCAGCCCCAAGAAUGCACUUAUGGUGUUCCGAGUGGCCAAAGUCUUUGCCCAGCCCAACCUGGCUGAGAUGAUCCAGAAAGGUGAGCAGCUGUUCCUAGAGCCUGAACUCGUCAUCCCCCAUCGCCAGCACCGCCUCUUCACACCUCCCACAUUCACCGGCAGCUUCCUGUCGUCUUGGCCGCCAACUGUCACCGAUACCUCCUUCAAGGUGAAGAGUCACGUAUACAGCCUGGAAGGCCAAGACUGCAAGUAUACCCCGAUGUUUGGGCCAGAGGUCCGGACACUGGUCUUGCGCCUGGCUCAGCUCAUCACACAGGCCAAGCAGACAGCCAAGUCUAUCUCUGACCAGUGCGGGGAGAGCACAGCUGGUCGCCCCUUUCUAUCAUGGCUAGGCUUCUGCCUCUCAGACACAAACAGCUCCUACUCAGCCAAUGACCUGGAUGACAUGGGGCAGGACAGCGUCCGCAAGACAGACGAAUACCUGGAGAAGGCCCUGGAGUACCUGUGCCAGAUGUUCCGACUCAGUGAGGCCCAGCUCGCCCAGCUCACACUGGCCUUGGGAACAACUCAGGAUGAGAAUGGAAAGAAGCAGCUCCCGGACUGCAUCGUGGGUGAGGACGGACUCAUCCUCACACCCCUGGGCCGGUACCAGAUCAUCAAUGGGCUGCGGAAGUUUGACAUCGAGUACCAGGGGGACUCAGAGCUACAGCCCAUCCGGAGCUAUGAGAUUGCCAGCCUGGUCCGCUUGCUCUUCCGGCUGUCCUCUGCCAUCAACCACAGGUUUGCAGGCCAGAUGGCAGCCCUGUGUUCCCGGGCUGACUUCCUCGGCAGCUUGUGUAGAUACCACCUCAUGGAGCCUGGGGUGUCUAACAGACACCUGCUGAGCCCUGUGGGGCAGGGACGUGCAGCCAGCCGUGCCCGGGGCCCCAGGCUCAGCCUGCGCUUCCUGGGCAGCUAUCGAACACUGCUGUCGCUAUUGCUGGCCUUCUUUGUGGCCUCUCUGUUCUGCGUCGGGCCCCUGCCGUGUGCCCUGCUCCUCGUGCUGGGCUACUUCCUCUAUGCUGCAGCCAUGACACUACUGACGGAGCAGGGCAAGCUGCACCAGCUCUGACCACAAGCCAGCCUCUCUUCCCACACAGCCCCUCCCGUGUACCUGGGAGGCCACCUCCAAACCUGAGCCUGGUCACCUUCGUGCUUCUAGGGGACAUUUUCCUGUAGCCUCUGAACCAUUCAGAAGAGAACCUGAAAGAGAAGGGUGUGCAGUCCAGACUCGGCCAGGAAGGAAGCAGUGUCCAGGGGCCCAUGGCCUGCGCAGGAUAGGGACAGUCCAGGGUCCAGCCACUGGGCCUUCCUCCUUUCUCAGUCAGAGGGGAGGCCCCGCAGUAAGGUGGCUUUUGAGCUUCUCUCUCUCAGCUGUUUCAGGGUGUAGCCAUGGGAAGCCACGGAGUCAGUGCUUCCCCGGGAGGGCCCUUGGCCUCUGCCCGCACUGUCCUUGAGGUGGGCAGUGUAGCAUGAGUCCCCUCCGCCUGGAUGACACCAGGACAGCAGCUUAGUCUCUGGCUUUAGAGAACCACAGACCCUUAAAGAGAUUUCUGAGAAAAUUAAAUGAUGGUUCUCGGAUUUCUAGUUUUAAAACUAAAUUUUGCCACCACACUUGGCAAAGCAAGGGUCAUUCUUCAUGUUCUCCCAACAGUUGGAAGUCUGGGCCUACACUUCCACUUUUGAGGAAAAAAUAUUCUUCAGUUGCUUCCUUCGGCCCCCAGGUCAGCAAGCACCUCUCUCAGUGGUGGCCCAGGUCACCACCUUGUCCUGUAGGAUCAGCUCUUGUCCCCUGCGGGCAUAGGGGAUAUGACAGGACCACCAGGUCCAUCCUACAGCUUCUGGUCUACAACCAAAGAUGAUCAAAAGCGUUUGUACCUUCAAUAAAAUCAAGUGUGCAAAGACA